This is a messenger RNA of Salpingoeca rosetta, 2670 nucleotides long. RefSeq lists its product as uncharacterized. Lineage: Eukaryota; Choanoflagellata; Craspedida; Salpingoecidae. Gene Ontology annotation, molecular function: damaged DNA binding; DNA-directed DNA polymerase activity. Gene Ontology annotation, biological process: error-prone translesion synthesis. The record is from RefSeq and is a predicted model, not a curated record. Gene Ontology annotation, cellular component: nucleus. The coding region runs from base 41 to 2623 and encodes 860 amino acids. The transcript has 9 exons.
UCUCGCGCGAAUACACACGAGCAAACGAGGCAAGCCAAGCAUGGAAGACGACGAUAGUGAUGGUGGUGAUGGCGCACCCGUGCAUGGUGGCGAUGAAGACGAAGAGGAGGAGGAGGUGCAACACGGAUGCGGGGGAGAGGAACAGAAGCGUGGGGUGUGCCCAGGAGAGGAUGGAGAGGGAGGAGACACAGCAGUGGCGAAGCGAGCAAAGGUGACCACGGCCAAUCACACAACAACGACAACAUUACCAUCACUAUCAUCGGCGUCGGCUUUGGGUGCACCAUGCGCGGCCCUCGAGCGUGCUGGAAGCUCGGUGACGGGGCGGCUGGCGUACGGCCGGAACAAGACGGUGAAAGGCGUGGACCACGAGAAGGUCAUGGCGACCAUCCUGGCGACCUCGGGGUCAUCGGCGUAUAUGAAGCGGUUACAGGAACGGUCCGCGCGGACGGUCCGCAGCAUCGCCAGCAAGACACAGCGGUGGGAGGCGGCAACACCGCGGGAGCGCAGGCGAGCGGCCGCCGUCGCGGAGGAGGCUGUGCGCGAGGCCCAGGAGCGGCUCACGUUCUCGCGUGUGUAUGUGCAUUGCGAUAUGGAUGCGUUCUACGCCUCUGUUGAGGAGCGUGACAACCCGGAUCUCAAGGGGAAGCCAAUGGCAGUUGGCGGCAUGAAGAUGCUGACCACAGCCAACUAUGAGGCGCGCAAGUAUGGCGUGCGCUCCGCCAUGCCAGGAUACAUCGGCAAGGCGCUGUGUCCUCAUCUCAUCCUCAUCAAGCCGCGCUUCCCCGUGUACAAGAGCGUCUCUGCCAUCUUCAAGUCAAUUCUUCGCGACUACGAUCCAGAUUUCCUCUCCGGGGGUCUGGAUGAGGCGUCACUUGAUAUCACCGAUUGCGUUCAGCGCAGAAUGGACCGCGACCUCUCGCUGACGCGUGAGGCGACGGCGUGUGCGCUUGUGGAGGAGAUGAGAGCGCGCAUAUUGGCCGCCACCAACUUGACGGCUUCAGCAGGAAUCGCGUGCACGCGCAGACUCGCAAAGACGUGCUCAGACUGGAAGAAGCCCAACGGCCAGUACUUCCUUCCCUUCACUCUUGACAGCGUGACGGCGUUUCUUCGCCCGCUGCCCAUACGAAAACUCUCGGGCAUUGGCAACGUGACGGAGGAGCUAUUGCGCGGUCUUGGCGUCGAGACGGUGGCAGGCAUGUUGGAGCAGAGGGCGAAGCUGCAGCUGCUGUUUCGUCCACGAACGUUCCAGUUCUUUAUGCACGUCGCACACGGCGUCUCUGUCCCGCGCACUCGCACGCGCGAGCGGAAGAGCAUCAGCACAGAGCGCACGUUUGACGCGACGUCGAGCCGUGUGCAGCUGCUGUCCAUUCUCAAUCGCAUCUGUUCCAAGUUGACCGCCGAGAUGCAAGAGAAGCAACUGGCUGGGCGGUGCUUGACGUUGAAGGUGAAGCUUGCGACGUUUCACGUGCUGCAGCGGAGUGUAACGCUCCCGACGCCAAUCGCCGAUUCGUCCGUUCUCUUUGCACAGAUGCGCGCCAUCAUGGCCCGCGAACUCGAGGCUGCGUCGCCAUCGCCAUCGCGGAUGCCUGCUGUGAGAUUGCUCGGUGUUCGCGUGUCGUCGUUGACAUUCGGGCGAAACCGCGCAACCGUCUUGGACCGGUUCGUGACGAGGCGGGGCAAUGGUGGUGGUGAUGAUGAUGGUAGUGAUGGUGACUGUGACAAGCAAGGGAUGGACGAGAACGAACACAGUGCAAGCCGACAAGACGCCGUUGACACAUCCAGCAGGGGCAUGACAGCGGUGGACGAAGAUGAUGGUGAUGGUGAUGAUGGUGAUGAUGGUGAUGAGGAUGACAUGAUGCCUGGCUUGUUUAACGAUGAGGUGACAGAUAUGGCGAUGAUGGGCGAUGAUGAUGGUGAUGUUGAUGGCGCCAUGGAUGAUGGCGACGAUGGUUUCGCGUUUUCAGACGUCCCACCGCCAGCACGACCACUACCAGCAGCAUCACAUGAUGAGAUUGGCAAUGGCAACAGUAUUCGCGGCCAUGACAGUGACAAUGACGAUGAUGACGAUGAUGAAGUUGUGGUGGUUGAGGCACAAACUCCGUUGCGCGACGCAUCGUGUCACCUCGCGAUAGCACCUACAGGCGCUGCUUCGACAAUCCCCAAGUCUGCGGGCUCGCCUCUCUGUCCCGUGUGUGGGCGCCACUUACCGACGGAGAACGCAGCGCUCAACACACACGUGGACGAGUGUUUGAACCGGCACCUGCUUUCGUCCAUCGCAACUCCCGAUACACACGACAUGCACAAUACAGCAGCAGCACCUACAACAACAACAACUACAACAGUAUCAGCAGCAACAACAACAUCAGUAGCAGCGAGAGGCACAGUUGAAGCGACAGCACCAACAGCAACCGGCACACCUCGACCCACAUCUACACCAGCACCUUCGUCGUCAUUCUCAUCGUUGCAGCUGUUCUCGUCAUCGAACAAGAAGCCACCAGGGCAGCAAAGGGCCUCCAGCAAGAAGAAGAAGAAGAGGAGGAAACAGACGAUGCAGAAGCAAACUGCAACAAGUGCCGUUGACAUUCGACACGCACUGAGCAGAGCAGCCCAGCGAUGGUCGUAGUGGUGGAUGCUGUCGUGUCGUGCGUGUGCGUGUGUUCGGGCAAGAAC